Sphaeramia orbicularis (orbiculate cardinalfish) is the source of this 2510-nucleotide messenger RNA. RefSeq names its product family with sequence similarity 53 member B (gene fam53b). Bases 551 to 1810 code for a protein of 419 amino acids. Gene Ontology annotation, biological process: positive regulation of canonical Wnt signaling pathway; protein import into nucleus. Gene Ontology annotation, cellular component: nucleus. Lineage: Eukaryota; Metazoa; Chordata; Actinopteri; Kurtiformes; Apogonidae. The record is from RefSeq and is a predicted model, not a curated record. The transcript is spliced from 6 exons.
UUAGCUUGGACAGUAGUGCACUGGGCUAAUGUUGGAGUUUGCAGGAGCUGCCUGAGCCGCUCACUCAGCUUCCUGCCUUGUCUGACGCCUUGUUCUUCUGCCUUUCUGCAAAAACAAAACCCACACCAUGAUUGAGAGAAACUAACAAGCUCUCCCGGUGUUCCUGGAGACCCGAGGUGCCCACCGUAAUGCUUGGAGGCUGCUGUCACCGCUGACUCUGCUGCAGUCCAUCAGUGCAGACGAUGCAGAGUCACAUGUGAGGAACGUCCUGCAACGCUGUUCCCCUUCUCACAGAUUAGACUUCUCAGCUGUCACGGUGGUUGCUGCCCCAGCCCUGAUAAAGAGCUAUCAGGCUGCAGAAGCAAAAGACUCCCUCUGAUUCCAGAUAGCGGCCGCAUCGUUAUGGAGGAUUUGACCGAGGAGUGAAGCGCAUUCCUGGAUGAGUCGAGGGCUGCAGUCUUAAGCUUAUGAGAAACCGACCUCUUCGCACUAUGCCCGUCGAGAUGGCUCGCAGCUUUAUUUGCCCACACUGGAACAGCAUGGUACAAGGAUGUGCGUUGCCAUGGUGAUCAUUUACAAGAAAACACUGGAAAAGAAGGGCGCCGACGAUGUAACAUCCAAAAGGACAGACUUGGGCCGGUUCCAGACACAGACCAUGAGCCAGGGGACUGCCCUUUUCUCUUGUGGACUCAUGGAGACAAGCCGGUGGGGCGAAGUGGGUCACAGCUGUGGGAUACAGCAGAGACCGGUUCGGACCAGCCUGGAGAGCCUGUGGGACAGCCUUCCCGAGGUGCACCAGAGUCCCGCCCACUGGGCCUGGGACGUCGGCGGCACCUCCAGUACAAUCAGCAGCCUGUUGCAGGACCUCAGCCUGACCGAGGCCGCGUCCUCCCCCUCCACCGCCCCCCCCAGUAAGCGCCAGUGCCGGUCCCUGUCCUGCUCGGACGACCUGGGCGGCUGCCGCUCCACCUGGCGCCCACAGGGGUCUCGCGUUUGGACGACGGUGGAGAAGAGGCGGUGCCACAGCGGAGGCAGCGUCCAGCGCAGCGGAGCCGGCGCUUCCCAGCUCGGCUUCCCCGCCAUGCAGCGCAGCUCCAGCUUCAGCCUCCCCGCCCGCUCCAACACCCUGGAGCUGCCCUCGUUCGCCCAGCGCCUGCCCUGCCCCUCCGCCUUCACCGGCCUCACGCCCUCCUCCUCCAUGCCCCUGCCCUCCGAACCCUCCUCGGCACAGCCCCUCUACCUCUCUCAUGAACAGAUCUGCCUCCCUGAGCCCAGAGGACCCUCGCCCCCCAGCUCCCCCGACUCCACUCCGGAACUGGAGCGCCGCUGUGGGCAGGGGGGUCUGGCCCGAAGCCGCUCACAGCCCUGCGUCCUGAACGACAAGAAGAUCGGCGUGAAGCGCAGAAGACCAGCUGAUACACACAAACAGAGGCCUUCUUUGGACCUGGCCAAGAUGACCCAGAAGCUUCGGAGUUUCCACAGUCUCAGCUGUCCUGGAAUCACGGCUGAAGACGUCAGCGAGUCCAGCCCGGUCGUCUGCGGUCUCAGAAGCAGCGUUUGGCGCGACAACGGCCGCUCGCCGGCGAACGAACACGGCUCGGACGACGUCGAGCCGCGGACUAAAGAAGGCGAUGUGGGCGGGAAGGCGCCGUCAGACCCCAACAUCGAGGACGUGGACUGGAACGACACGACGGCGGGGACGACCAACGGGAAGGACGGCGAGCCUCUGUGGGCGGGGCUGUGUAGCAUGAGGAAGGACGCGUAUCAGCUCGGAGGCGAACUCGACAUCGAGCAGAUCGAGAGGAACUGAGGCGAGCGGGCGCCAUGGCGACGGCGGACAGUACUGACAGUCUUAAGGACAAAGCGUGUGAAAAAGCCGAAGUGAUCUGAUCUGCACUCGGCUCGGGUUUGUUUUUUUUUUUUCCCUCACGGAGACGAGCAGGAGCGGUGACGCGGCCGCUCAGCGUUGGGACUUUGUGUUGUUGAACGCUUCUCUCCCUGUGUGGUAUCUCAACUAUGUCUCAGGAGAACAAGGAAGUGGGUGCAAAGGGAUUCAAGUGGGGGGGUGGGGGGUGGAGCUGAGCUGACUAAAGGCGACGUAUUGGUAGGCCUACAGACCUGAUUACCCUGACGUUGUACUGUUUGGAGAGAAUUCACAGCAGGCUUGUAUAAAUUCUCUUCAGUAGGAAGAGUGUCCGUUCCUGACGUUCUUCAGUAGUACACGGGUACAUGAUGGAUAGAACAGGAGACUACUACAAGAGCUAUAGUUAACCCCCACUCUUUACUGAGCAACACCACGACGCACGCACACCACCUGUAAAAGUAAAACUGAAGAGCUUAACAUUUCACUCAGUAACAGCGGGAUUCUCCCCCGAGCUCGACGCUCCCAUGUGUUUGAGAGAAACUCUGUGAUGCUAAUAGCGUUAAUAUUCAUUCUUUUUACGAUUUGUAACUACAAAGUUAUGUAAAACAUGAGCAUAUUUCUAUACGAAUAAACCGUUUUAAAUGUG